ACCAGAGUUUUGGUGGCUAACUCUAACUCCGUCUCAAUGGCCACAAUCAUCCACCUCUCUCCGAUUCACACUUCGCCGCCGUCUCCUCGCUUAUUUUCUCCCCAAUCUUCCCAAAAUACCCUUCACCUCUCAUUCAAUUCACACCCCAAACCCCUCUCCUUUCCCUCCAUUUCUCUCAAGCCCUGCGCGCCGGCCAGGCCUCGCGCUUUGGUCGUCACUUCGGCUGUUAAGAGCCUCUCGGAGACUGAGCUAGUCUCAGUGGAGGGCGAACAAGUCGCCGGAAAAUUGCCGUCGGAGACCGGCGUCUACGCCGUUUUUGACCAGAACGGUGAGCUUCAGUUCGUCGGCUUAUCGAGAAACAUAGCCGCGAGUGUUCUUAUACACCGGAAAUCGGUGCCGGAGCUGUGCCACUCCGUCAAGGUUGGGAUAGUAGAUGAACCAGAUAGGACGGUUCUAACUGAAGCUUGGAAAUCAUGGAUGGAAGAACACAUAAAAGCUACUGGGAAAGUGCCUCCAGGAAAUGAAUCAGGCAACGCCACCUGGGUCCGGCAGGCACCUAAAAGGAAGAAGCCUGAUCUGCGGCUGACACCAGGUCGUCACGUGCAGUUGACAGUUCCAUUGGAGCAACUCGUGGAUCGGUUGGUGAAGGAGAACAAGGUCGUGGCCUUUAUCAAGGGUUCGAGAAGCGCCCCAUUGUGUGGUUUCUCACAGAGGGUUGUUGGCAUUCUUGAAAAUCAAGGGGUGGAUUAUGAGAGCGUUGAUGUGCUUGACGAAGAGUAUAACUCUGGAUUGAGGGAGACUCUGAAGACUUAUAGUAAUUGGCCUACUUUCCCGCAGAUAUUUGUGAAUGGAGAACUGGUCGGGGGUUGUGAUAUUCUAACAUCCAUGCACGAAAAGGGAGAGCUUGCUAGCUUGCUUAAGAAAUGAUCAUUAGCCAAGUUUUGGUCUCUAUGUAGAUGGGAUGUGAGCAUGAAACUGUAUUAGCUAGGCAAUUCAUGUAACAAGUGACUAGUUUUAUGCAGCAUAUCUAGGCCUGUACUCCAUAAGCUGCAUCCAUUUAGAGAAAAAAAAAAGGUUUCAAGUUUAGUGAAAAAAAUUAAUAUUGAUCAAGCUGGAUUAUGAACAUCUCCCAUUAGUUUGGUCUGCUCUCUUGGCUUUCCUACUCGAUUUGUACUUCACAUGUAUUGAAAACUGCAAGGUCUCCCUUCGGCUUC
Molecule: messenger RNA, 1214 nt
Organism: Rosa rugosa (rugosa rose)
Lineage: Eukaryota; Viridiplantae; Streptophyta; Magnoliopsida; Rosales; Rosaceae
Product: bifunctional monothiol glutaredoxin-S16, chloroplastic
Exons: 2
Coding region: 37-927 (296 amino acids)
Source: RefSeq, a predicted model, not a curated record